GGACCUUAUUCUAAAUAUGCUGUUCUGUACCAAACUCAAUUAGAACAACAAGUGCUCACAGUUCACACACCUUGCUGCGCUGAGUUAGAAUUAGGUUUAACCAGGAAGUUCACUAUUUAUCCAUGAUAUAUCUACUGUUAGUAUCAUGGCAACAGUCUUUAUUUUAACUCGACAAUUGCAAUAUUUUGGGAACGGAGUAAAGAAAGGAAUUUUAAGGAAACACAUUUGAACAAAUGGGAAAAACUGUAUUUUUCUCUCCAUUGAUUGUGUUCCUGGUGUUGGUUCUACCGUGAAGCAGUGAAUCAGUGACCGAGUGUCUCUACAGAGACACUGAUGCCCCCCCCCCCCUCACUGAUACAGCAUGGAUGGUCUACGGGCUGUCUGAACUAUCAAGUGUCUCUUUGUUUUUCUCUGUCUGAGCUUUUGGAAAUCGGAGCACUCCGUCUAUCGUUCAUAUUUUAAUAAGUUAAGUUAUAUUAUGCUACGUUACUGAGUGGAGUCAUGGAACUGCAGCCUAAAUAGGAGGCUAGUCUUAGAGGAGCUUUAACCUCGGAGGGGAACUGGUCCAACUGGUUGGUUCCAAGCAUAAUUUCCUUGUUAUGAGUCGGACGGUAUGCUGUGACUCACUUCAUUACAGCAGGAAGAAGACUAAGGUACUGUACUCAAUUCCGAUUCCUGAUAUAUCAUAAAUAUCUAUCAGUUAUAUAUCAUCAAUAGGAAGAUUGCUAUUUUUAUGUAAACACGUACUGCUAAAAACCGCGUCAAUUAUGUCAGGGAAAUUACCAAAUGUUUAAACUGUAGUGUCCGUGAAACCUCUCACUGUAUUUAAGUUAAUCGUUCACGCUGAUGUUGGUCAGAAUUAUCCUUUUAUUUUCUUAUCAGAAAAUGUAGCCGAUUCUAAAAAAAAUAAGGAUACAUAUAUAUUGUUAUGUUUUUAAUAUUAUUAUUAGCAUGAGUAUUAUUGUUGUUAUGAGGUGCGUAGAAUAUAUUAUACAGUUGUAUUUGCAUCAUAAUGAGUCAUAUUAUUAUUAGUCAGGAAGACAUCUUGGAUAGUGACAGUGUUUAAAGAUCCUCUUGUUCUGGUUCUUGUUUACUGUGGCCCUUUAUCACAGUUCUGAUUGUAAUGUCAUACGACAUGAGGAAGGCCAUAUAUGGUCCUGCCUUCAGAGUGGUUUAACCAGCACAGGGAACAGUUGGUAUGAUUUCCGCAUUGUGAACUUGAUCUUCAUCAGACACAUUUGAAGCCCUUAGAGACCAUCUGAGUUGAAUGAUGAAUAGUUAUUAAAUAGUUAUUAUUUAAUAGUUAUUAAAUAGUUAUUGGAAAUCUGCAUCUAGGAAAGACAACCCAAAAGUAAACCAACGCUGAAUUGCCAUAGAAACAUUAUGGAGUUGUGUUUGUGUCCAGGUCUACAGUCUACUAUGCAUGAGGAGAGAGAGGAGGGGGCUCCUACCUCUAAAACUAUUCUGUCUGGGGAACCUGGCCGCCAGAGCAAAGCUAAGAGAAGGAGGCAGGAGAGAGCAGACUCCCCUGGACCCAGCUGUGUCUCCAUGAAGAGUGACUGGUCUAUGGAGAAACCUCCUGAAUUUAAAGAUGGAAAUCAGCAACCUUCUAAGAAAAGAAGGAGGCAGGAGAGAGCAGACUCCCCUGGACCCAGCUGUGUCUCCAUGAACAGUGACCGCUCUAUGGAUCAUCAUCAUACCUUUAAAGAUGGAAAUCAGUCUAUUGAGAAGAGAAGGAGGCAGGAGAGAGCAGACUCCCCUGUGCCCAGCUGUGUCUCCAUGAAGAGCGACCGCUCUAUGGAGCAUCCUCUUGUCCAAUUUAAAGAUGGAAAUCAGUCUAUUGAGAAGAGGAAAGGAUUUUUCAGAGAAUAUAGAACUAUAGAAUCUAUCAGAUGUUUUAAAGAUGGACGCCCCAUCAGAGAGGAGAGGCGACCACAGGAGAGGUCAAAGGUUACUAGUGCUCAGUCUGUACAGCAGAAUCAAACAGAGCUGAUCAAGAGGGCUGAGGAGAAUGCACACGCUUUUCUAGACAAGGAGCUGAAGAAGCUCUGGAGGGAUCUCUUCUCAGAUUAUCCACAAUGCUCAGAGAGUCAGAAGGAGGAGGAGGAUGUGGAAGUUAACAAUGAGGAGCAGAGGAGGCGUGCCAUAGACGGAGUGGUAGACAUCACAAAGCUCUGCCUAAUGGAGAUGAACCAGGAGGAAUUGGCCAACACACUGGGGAGUGGAGCUGUUGCUGUCCAGUACCAACAUAAACUCAAGUCUCAUCUGAGGAAGAAGUUUCAGUGUGUGUUUGAGGGAAUCGCUAAAGCAGGACAGCGAACACGUCUAAACGACUUCUACACAGAGCUCUUCAUCACACAGAGAGGCAGUGGAGAGGUCAACCAGGAACAUGAGGUCAGACUGAUUGAAAAAGCCUCCAGGAAGCCAGCCAAUGAGGGAACACCAAUCAGAUGUGAAGACAUCUUUAAACCCUUACCUGGACAAGAUAAACCACACAGAACAAUAAUGACAACCGGAGUUGCCGGCAUUGGUAAAACCGUCUUAACACACAAGUUCACACUGGACUGGGCUGAGGGCAAAGCCAACCAAGAAAUACACUUCACAUUUCUCCUCACUUUCAGAGAGCUGAAUUUACUGAAAGGGAAAGAGUUUAGCUUGGCGGAUCUUCUUCAUCAGUUUUCUGUUGAAAACAAAGAAGCAGGAAUCUACAGAUAUGAACAUGACCAAGUAGUCUUCAUCUUGGAUGGUCUGGAUGAGUGUCGACUUCCUCUGGACUUCCAGAACAACCCGAUCUGGACUGAUAUCACGAAGCCGACCUCAGUGGACGUGCUGCUGACAAACAUCAUCAGGGGAGUCCUGCUUCCCUCCGCUCGUAUCUGGAUAACCACACGCCCUGCGGCAGCCAAUCAGAUCCCUGUUGAGUGUGUUGACAUGGUGACCGAGGUGAGAGGGUUCACCGACCCACAGAAGGAGGAUUACUUCAGGACGAGAUUUAGAGAGGGGACACUGGCCAGCACAAUCAUCUCUCACGUCAAGAAAUCUCGAAGCCUCCACAUCAUGUGUCACAUCCCAGUCUUCUGUUGGAUCACUGCUACAGUUCUAGAGGACUUCUUCAAAACAACCCAGAGAGGUGAAGAGGUGCCUAAGACCGUGACUCAGAUGUACAGCCACUUCCUGAGGGUUCAGUCCAUACAGGGGGACAGGAAGUAUCAUGGGAGAGCUGAAUCUGAUCCACACUUGAGUUCGGAGACCAGGGAGAUCAUUGUUUCUCUGGGGAAACUGGCUUUUAACCAGCUGGAGAAAGGCCAGCUGAUCUUCUACAUGGCAGACUUGGCAGAGUGUGGCAUCGAUAUCAGAGCAGCUUCAGUGUACUCAGGAGUGUUCACUCAGAUCUUUAAAGAAGAGUGUGGGCUGUACCAGGACAUGGUGUUCUGUUUUGUCCAUCUGAGCAUCCAGGAGUUUCUGGCUGCCCUUUAUGUAUUUCUGUCCUACAUCAACACUGGUGUCAAUCUGCUCUCAGAAGAACAACCAACCUCCAGGGAAGAUGAACUCUGCCUCCUCUACCAGAGUGCUGUGGACAAGGCCUUACAGAGUGAGAACGGACACCUGGACUUGUUCCUCCGCUUCCUCCUGGGCCUCUCUCUAGAGACCAAUCAGAUUCUCCUACAUGAUCUGCUGGGUCCAAGAGGAAAUGCAUUACUGGGCAAUCCAACUAAAAAAGUUCUGCCGGGACGGACAGGAAAAAGGCCACGUAGCAAUACCAAAAUAGUCCAUUACAUCAAGGAGAAGAUAGGUGGAAAUCUCUCUGAAGAGAGAAGCAUCAAUCUGUUCCACUGUCUGAAUGAGCUGAACGACCGUUCUCUAGUGGUGGACAUCCAACAGUACCUGACAUCAGGAAGUAUCUCCACAGAAUCUCUCUCCUCUGCUCAGUGGUCAGCUCUGGUCUUCAUCUUACUGACAUCAGAAGAGGACCUGGGCGUGUUUUACCUUAAGAAAUACUCCGCUUCUGAGGAGGGUCUUCUGGGGCUGCUUCCAGUGAUCAAAGCCUCCAAAACAUCUCUACUGAAUGGCUGUAAGCUGUCAGAGAGAUGCUGUGAAGCUCUGGCCUCAGUUCUCAGCUCCAACUCCUCUAGUCUGAGAGAGCUGGAUUUGAGUUCCAAUGAUCUUCAGGAUUCAGGAGUGAAGAAGCUCUCUGCUGGACUGGGGAGUCCACACUGUGCCCUGGAAACUCUCAGGCUGAACGGCUGUAAGCUGUCAGAGAGAUGCUGUGAAGCACUGGCCUCAGUUCUCAGCUCCAGCUCCUCUAGUCUGAGAGAGCUGGACCUGAGUAACAAUGAUCUGAAGGAUUCAGGAGUGAAGCUGCUUUCUUCUGGACUGGGGAGUCCACACUGUACACUGGAAACUCUCAGGCUGAAUGGCUGUCAGCUGUCAGAGAGAUGCUGUGAAGCCCUGGCCUCAGUUCUCAGCUCCAACUCCUCUAGUCUGAGAGAGCUGGACCUGAGUACCAAUGAUCUGCAGGAUUCAGGAGUGAAGCUGCUCUCUGCUGGACUGGGGAGUCCACACUGUACACUGGAAACUCUCAGGUUGUCUGGCUGCCUAGUCACACAGGAAGGCUGUGCUUCUCUGGCCUCCGCUCUGAGCUCCAACCCCUCCCAUCUGAGAGAGCUGGACCUGAGCUACAAUCACCCAGGAGAUUCAGGAGCUAAGCUGCUCUCUGCUGGACUGGAGGAUCUACACUGGAGACUGGACACUCUCAGUGUGGAGCAUGGUGGAGUGUGGAGGCUGAAACCAGCUCUAAAGAAGUAUGCCUGUGAACUCACACUGGACCCAAACACAGCCCACAGACGACUCUCUCUGUCUGAGGACAACAGAAAGGUGACACGGGUUGAAGUGGACAAUUCGUAUCCGGAUCACCCAGAGAGAUUUGACUCCUGGAAACAGGUGUUGUGUAGAGAGGGUCUGACUGGCCGCUGUUACUGGCAGGUCGAGUGGGUAGGAGAUGUUUAUAUUGGAGUGGUAUACAGAGGAAUCACAAGGAAAGGAGCGGGUAAUGACAGCGGGGUUGGAGGGAACAACAAGUCCUGGGUUCUUGGUAUUCAUGAUGAUCGUUACAGUGCCCGUCACAACGGUAGUAGAAGAGCCAUACUUCUCCCCCUCCCUCGUUCUAACAGAUUAGGUAUGUAUCUAGACCGGCCUGCUGGCACUCUGUCCUUCUACAGUGUGUCCCCAGGUGUAGGAGGGUCCUCAGACACUCUGACACACAUCCACACCUUCCAGUCCACCUUCACCAAGGAGGACCUCCUCCCUGGGUUUGGUUUUCGUAACCAAGUGUCCUCAGUGUCUCUGUCUCCAUUGUAGUUAAACACAUAUACACACACACACACACACACACACACACACACACACACACACACACACACACACACACACACACACACACACACACACACACACACACACACACACACACACACACACACAAUCAAACACAGGGCCUAUACGGACUGGGGGUCCGUAUAGGCCCUGGGAAGUUUUGUUGUUCUUUGGUUGUUUUUUUGGAUUUUUGGUUGUUGUUCAAAUAGUUUAAUAACAUAAUUUGGUGCUACGCCCCUGCACACACAGACCCAUAGAAACACACACACAUUGUAGCAACCCGGUUCCGUAAGUGCCCCGCCUCUCCCCAAUCAGCACAGUGCACACGUCUCUAUGCGUUAAGCCGAAAAAGACGCGUUUAUUAUCACAAACGAUGGGACGGGACCGGGAAAGAACAAACGUGAGCCACGCCGGAUUCUCCGGCUGUCUCUGCGAUCGUUUCGGUCGCCUCGGAGACAGGUUGGUCCGUUGGUCUCCGGGUCCCUCUAUUAGACGGGUUGCCACACACACAGACACACGCACACACGCAUUUCAUGAAUCUAUAAACACAUAAACAAAAUUUAACACACACACACACACACACACACACACACACACACACACACACACACACACACACACCCUUCAUGGAUCUAAACCCACAGCAGGUCUGUGUGCCGGUGGCAAGCAGCAGGUAACAUCAGUGUCUCUCGUGGUUCAUCUCUCAGCCCUCUCUGUGUUCAGCUGGGCUGCUGAGCGUCAGAUUAGAGGGGGCCGCUUGGGUCUGGGGGUCCUCACAGUCCUGACGUUGUUGAGGACCAGCUGUUAGGGGGACGAUUGAAUACCUGUGUAGGCUACCCAUGGACGUAUAGUGCAUCGGGUUGUUGAACAGCAGCUGUGUGUGCUCUGAGGGGUCAACCCGUUCAGUGGAAAUACAACUCUUUGUGUUUGAUUUAAAUACUCCACUGUACGCCAAAGGAUUCAUUUUAUUUGGCUUCUAAAAGGUUCAGCAUAUACAUCAAAGGAAUUUUAAGUUCUUCCAUUGGGUUAAACAGGUUGUACAAAGAUUUACUUUCUAUCGUAAAAAUGAGUUUUAAAUGUUGAUUGAUGGUAGCCUAUAAUUUCUUUACUACAAUAUUUUAUACAUUUUCAACAUCGUAAUAAAGGGAUUUGAUAUCAGUUUUUAUUUUGCCAUGCCUGACAUGGAACGUGAUUUAAAGCAGAUUUAACAACAUGAUCAUAAAUUAUGUUACCCUUAUGGGUAAGGGUAAAGAUGUUCAUGUGGUGAAUGACUUCAAACUGAAUAUCUUUGUGUUCUAUUGGGAACAACAAGUCAACAUGUUUGGUUAUUAAACAUACCUGUUUAUGAUUUGUAAUUGUUCAUAAAGCAUAACGUUAAUAAACAACUCAGUUGAUCUACUGAACGUUCCCGUGUGUUCAAAUGAUUCUUCCCGUUUUUCAAUUUUUAAACCUCCAAGUCUUCUGGAGACAUUUCCUCCCAACACAACAGUGGAGUCUCCAUUCACCCCUUCAUCAGUGUGGAGGGAGGAUAUUGCCACACACACAACAGUGGCGUCUGACUUUUUUUAACCACACACACAUAC
Gadus chalcogrammus (walleye pollock) is the source of this 6956-nucleotide messenger RNA. RefSeq names its product NACHT, LRR and PYD domains-containing protein 3-like. Bases 1384 to 5358 code for a protein of 1324 amino acids. The transcript has 13 exons. Gene Ontology annotation, molecular function: protein binding. NCBI's taxonomy places the organism in Eukaryota, Metazoa, Chordata, Actinopteri, Gadiformes, Gadidae. The record is from RefSeq and is a predicted model, not a curated record.